Molecule: messenger RNA, 3052 nt
Organism: Tripterygium wilfordii
Lineage: Eukaryota; Viridiplantae; Streptophyta; Magnoliopsida; Celastrales; Celastraceae
Exons: 10
Coding region: 524-2830 (768 amino acids)
Source: RefSeq, a predicted model, not a curated record
UGUCGUACUCUUAUCGGCUACCUUUUUUCAUCUGCGACUAUUCCUUAACCUUCUAUUCGACUGCGCCACUCCGUCGCAUCCCGCAGCGGCAGAAGAGGCGAACAUCCAAGUGAUGCAAGAAGACAAACAACGCAAUACAUAUAUCAUAUUAUAUAUGCUUACUCGCACAGAUUUUUAAAGCCACACAGAAGAGACAGAGACAGACGCACACAGAGAGCCCUUCGGUGUUUUGGCUCUUUUGCGGGUGGUGGGCGGUUUUGUUUCGCCACGAAAGAACCCUCCUCACCUGCGAAACCAACACAUAAUCAUCUACACCAACACCUGUUUUCAAUUGGGUUUUACCAAUUUUCAAUUUUGUAACACCAGAAAAUUCAAAUCAAGAAAGAAAAAAAAAAUGUCGAUUACUUUCUUUCUUUCACAUGUCGUCUCUCUCUCAUCUUCUUCGUCUAAUGUAUGAUAGGGCUGUCUAAGGGUCUGCUUUAUUUCAUUUUCCGCACCAUCUCCCUCCAAAGUCGUUCUUGGCAUGGGCUAUUCCCAGUUUUGUUCUUUUGCGCGGGAAAAUGUCUGCGUUUCCGGGCACGGUCUCCUAUGCAGUGCCUCAGCGGCGUCAGUGUCAAACCCGGAUACUGCGGCGGUGGCGGCUGAUUGUUGGAAGAGAGCGGAACGAACCGCGCGUGAGAUACUCGCUAAGAUACAGCCCAAUGUAGAGGCCGACCAGAAGAGGAUGGACGUCAUACAUUACGUUCAGGGACUCAUCAAUUAUUACCUUGGAUGCGAGGUUUUCGCAUAUGGUUCUGUUCCAUUGAAGACAUAUCUUCCAGACGGCGAUAUUGAUCUGACUGCCAUCAACGGUUUGGCUGUUGAGGAAUCCCUUGUAUCUAAUGUUCAUGCCGUCCUGAAAUGGGAGGAACAAAAUAGAGCUUGUCCAUAUGAAGUGAGAGAUGUCCAUUGCAUUGAUGCUGAGGUUAAACUUGUUAAAUGUCUUGUUGAGAACAUUGUGGUGGAUGUGUCUUUCAAUCAGUUAGGUGGGCUUCGUACCUUAUGUUUUCUUGAGGAGGUUGACUGCCUCAUUGGCAAAGAUCAUCUCUUUAAACGCAGCAUUAUUCUGAUCAAAGCCUGGUGUUAUUAUGAGAGUCGUAUUCUUGGUGCCCAUCAUGGAUUGAUUUCAACAUAUGCUUUGGAGACAAUGGUCCUGUAUAUCUUCCAUCUAUUUCACUCUUCCUUAAAUGGCCCUCUGGCAGUUCUUUAUAAAUUCUUGGAUUACUUCUGUAAAUUUGACUGGGAGAAUUAUUGCAUUAGUUUGAAUGGACCAGUUCACAAAUCUUCCCUUCCUGAUAUAGUGGUUGCAUCACUAGAAAAUGGUGGAGAUGAUGCACUGAUAAGCAAGGAAUUUUUAGAAAGAUGCGCAAAUGUGUUCUCAUUUCCAUCACAGGUGAUUGAGGCAAACUCUCGGACUUUUUCCCAGAAAUAUCUGAAUAUAAUCGAUCCAUUGAAAGAAAACAAUAACCUUGGGAGAAGUGUAAACCAAGCUAAUUUCUGUAGAAUACGUAGUGCUUUUGGAAGGGGGGCUUGCAAGCUUGGGGAAAUCCUUUUAUUAUCGAGUGAGAGAAUAGCAGAUGAGCUUAGCACAUUCUUUGCAAAUACUUUGGAUAGGCAUGGAAGCAGUGAUUGUAGUGAUCAUCAAGCUUCUGCCCUACAUUUUAGACCUGGAGAUUCCGACAGAAAAUCAUCAUCGUCAUGUUCUGAUAUGGGCUCUGAUGACAAGUACUUAAAACCCUUGAUUGCUGAUUACAACACAAAUGCACUCUCACAGUACUUUCUUGCUCGGGAUGUAAACGAGCUAUCAGGACAAUCUCGCCAAUCACCUCAUUUAUCCUUCCCAAGCUUGUUUAAAGAACAAGGAAUUAUGGGAAAUACGACUCAUUUCAGGGAAAUAAAUGUAAAUUCAUUGGUUGAAGACGAGGACAUAACACCUCUUUCUUCAGGACUUUCCAUUUCAGCUACUACUGUCACAGAAAAUUUAUCCCCAUCUGCUAGAGACAUGGAUUUAGCUGUGUUGGACCUUUGUGGUGAUUAUCAUAACCUCAUUCAGAGUGUACCAUAUGGUCCACAUUGUCAUUCAUGUUUUGUAUCCGCAACUCCUCUGCCCUCUCCUCCCUUAUCCCCUCUUUUGCCAAACGAGAAUUCUUGGGGAACUGUCCAUCAGUCCCCACAGUUUAACAAGAAUGGUCAUUCACAAUUUUACCCUGGGAAUACUAGUUUUGGUUCAGACGGAAAGAACAAAUCUCGAGGAAUAGGAACAUACUUCCCCAAAGCGAUAUUGAACCGUUGGAAUAGGGAUAAGCCAUCAUCUGGAAAAGGGAGGAAGGUUGCCCUUGGAAAUAACACUCAGUUGAAUAGACGACCUCGUAAUGAUGAUUCAACUGUAGUUACACAAGAAACAAAUAUGUCUGGAGAAAGAGGCCAUGAGCUCUCAUUGGAGGAGUACCCCCUUUUAGGUGGAGGAAAAGCGGGAUCAUCUGAGAAUCUGCCAUCUCAUUUAUCUGGAGUAUCAGUUUGGGGUUGCUCCCACGCCAAUGGAUUCUCCAACAACUCAGAGAAGUCUAAGUCUGUUUCUGAUAUUAAGGAGCUUAAGAUGCAGGGAUUCCCCAUGGUAGAAGAGAUAAAUCCACUUGAGUCGGUUAUGUCUUGCAUUGAGCAGUGUGCUUCAAGUUUUGCGGAAUCAUCAAUAGAGAGUCCUAAGCCUGUUUUGCUAAAUAAUACAGAAAGGCUUGAGGAGCAGUCAUACCAUCUGAGAGAUGAAGUUGAUUUUCCGCCUCUGGGCCGCUGAAGGAUGUUUGAAGCAUAGAACAGUGGAGAGAGCCUAGUCCUUGGUUCUAGCGACCAAGCUGAAACAUAGAUAGAAGAGGCCUUCAAUUUACUUUCUUUUUUUGUGAAAGAAAAUUCUUUUGCAGUUGUUGGAUAUGUUUGUGCUACGUACUAUAGGCUCAUUACCUCUUGCAUUUCCUUUUAUUGGAGUGGAUUAUGCAACAGGUGAGUUUUUGUCCUAACC